AUGGAUGCGCACUUGAAACACGACACAAAAGUUGCUUCUUUUAUAAAAACGGCCACAAGAGCUCCUCGAGAAGCUUUGGGAAAAGUUGGUCGCAAAUACACUUAUUGCGAUGAAAUCGCUAUGUCUUCAGCGAUAGAUUUGAAGCGAGUGGCUCGCAAAAUCAACUAUUUCAGAGUAGACGUAGAACUUACAGGAUCUUACACUAGAAGACCAUUGCCGAAUCCACUUUCGUGUGUUUUAAGAUAUCAAAGUGCGAAAGGAGAAAUCGUAUUGUACUGUAUUUGCGGUAAACAUGAGGUAGUUAACAAACUCCAGUUUGAGCUUUUGACUUCAUUGCGAAGUAUACCGAAAUUUGGUGACCUGGAACUUGUGAAGAUGUUGUUCCAUACUGCGCACCCAAACUAUCCAAUGCACCAGUCGCAUCGGGAAGGCAGGAGGGAGGGGGAUGGGGCAGGGCAAGUGGUCGUGGAUUGGUUGGAUGUGCUGUGGACAAAAGACGAGGCCGGUUUCGUUGCUGCACAGGGAAAAGAUCAAGUUGGAAAACUACCUUUCGUCAAAUUUGUGGCAUCUUGCAAUGCAAAUGUGGUAGAUACAUGGAUGAACAAUGCUGUGUUGCAGAAGCCGGGUCCAUGGUGA
Molecule: messenger RNA, 636 nt
Organism: Cylicostephanus goldi
Lineage: Eukaryota; Metazoa; Nematoda; Chromadorea; Rhabditida; Strongylidae
Source: the annotation of a GenBank genome assembly